Molecule: messenger RNA, 2941 nt
Organism: Pleuronectes platessa (European plaice)
Lineage: Eukaryota; Metazoa; Chordata; Actinopteri; Pleuronectiformes; Pleuronectidae
Gene: lnx2b
Product: ligand of numb-protein X 2b
Exons: 10
Coding region: 329-2434 (701 amino acids)
Molecular function (GO): protein binding; ubiquitin-protein transferase activity
Source: RefSeq, a predicted model, not a curated record
CACACAUACACACAUACACAGGCACACACACAUUAUUCUGACGGUGUGCUGCUGGAGAGGCAGGGCUCUGGUUUCAUUCGAGCUUCAGGCAGCCGCUAUGUUAGAGCCUUGUGUUUGCGUGCGGUGGCUACUGGGUGCUUGACAACAAAGAUAUCAUCUCGGAAAAAAACAAAAUGAAGACCAGGAGAAGCUGACGACUCUGGAUUGUUGUUUCACUUUCACUAUGGAUUCAGCUUUGGAGACGCAGACAUAGACUUUUACAAGAGACCGUUUCUGAGGAGAUAAGAUCUAAGAGGACACUGAGGUUUGGACUGAGCUCCCUCAGCCAAUGGCUACUACAAUAGAAACCAAAGGUACCAGCAGCAGCUGCAGCAGUGCUGCAGGACUCUCAUGGGCACGGGUCUGUAAGGAGUGUGGCCAGCAGCAUGAGGGCCAGGAGAGUCACCUGUAUGAGUACCAGGACGAGGUGGACGACGAGCUGGUCUGCCACAUCUGUCUGCAGCCUCUGCUCAAACCCAUGGACACCCCUUGUGGCCACACUUAUUGCUUUCACUGUCUGAGCAACUUCUUAAAAGAGCAGGACUUCUGCCCUGUGGACCGCCAGCGGCUGCAGUUGCAUCAGUGCCGUCCCUCCAGCCUGCUGGUCAGGAACCUACUGGAUAAGCUGGUGGUAAUGUGUCCUCACUUCGACGAGUGCCAGCAGCAGAUGCAGCGCUGUGAACUUCAGCCUCACUUGCACAACAGAUGUCCUGUUUUCAGAAGACUGAAGGAGGAAGCCGAGAAAAGGAAGAGGCCCUCGUGGAAUGAGUUAAAGGGACGCAAGAGUGACGGGGAGUCGCCCGGUGAUGCUAAACACUCGGCAACGUUGUCUGCUCGAAAUCCCAGCCGGGAUCAGCCUGAGCCUGGGCUGAUUAAUCCUGCCUAUGAGGAGAGUGAGGAUGAUAACACCCCUCUGCGGUCUAGUCUGGUGGCCGAGGCCAACAUGGUGGAACUGUUCAGAGAGGAGCCGGAGGAGGAGCUUGGCUUCCGCAUCGUGGGGGGGAAAGACACACCGCUGGGGAACAUAGUGAUCCAGGAGAUUGUCCGGGACUCACUGGCAGGGCGUGAUGGCAGACUGGCCCCAGGGGACCAUAUCUUAGAGGUGAAUGAUAUCAGCUUGGCUUCAGUCCCCCACGCACGGGCCGUCGCAGUGCUGCGGCAGCCCUCCCUCCUCAGACUCACAGUCAUGCAGGAGAAAGGUUUCAAAACAAGGGAUCCACGGUCUGAUCAUCACGCUCCCUCGUCCACCACCUCCACCGCCCUGCAGCCCUCUCAGAGUCCCCACGCCAACGCUACCUCCAGCCACAACCCCGGCACGGUCCUGCAGGUGACGCUGAUGAAGAGUCAGCGCAGCGAACCGCUCGGAAUCAAACUCAUCCGCAAAUCGGACGAGAGCGGGGUUUUCAUCCUGGACUUGUUGUCUGGGGGUUUGGCAGCAAAAGAUGGAAAACUGAGGAACAAUGACAAAGUGUUGGCCAUUAAUGGACACGACCUCAGACAUGGUACACCGGAGAGCGCUGCCCAGAUCAUACAGGCCAGUGAGGUACGUGUGAACUUUGUGGUGAUGAGACCUGCAGAGACUCAGGAGGACGGAGGAAGCAGCAGAGAGGGACAACAGGGACGAGCAGCGAGGAGGGCGCCCGAGCCCCAGUACUUCAGACGACAGUCCACAUACAUGAAGGAUCCCCCGGGUGGGUUUUCCAGCCAUGAGAAGACUGUGAGUCUGAAGAAGGAGCCUCGGCUUUCACUGGGCAUCACCAUUGCCGGGGGGAGGGACUGUCGCAGCCGCCUGCCUGUUUACAUCACAAGUGUGCAGCCUGUCGGCUGUCUGCACCGAGAUGGAACCAUCAAAAAAGGUGACAUUCUCCUGAGCAUCAACGGUGUGGAUCUGACCCAGUUCACCUACAACGAGGCCGUGUCGGUGCUGAAGGCUCAGACAGCUCAGUCCCAGGUGGUGCUGCGAGUCAUCCAGACGCUCUCCGAUGACUCAGAGGAGGAAACCGAGGCCGCCACCAUGGACGAACUGGACCUUAUGGACGACCCGCGAGAUGACGCCCUCAACUGGACGCCGCUGUGGACUCGCUGGUUGGGAUUACCGAGUCACAUGCACUGGUGCCGGGACAUCGUCCUGCAGAAGACCAACAACGAGAGCUGGGGCUUCAGUAUCGUCGGGGGGUACGAGGAGAGCCACGGCCAGCAGCCUUUCUUCAUCAAAACCAUUGUGCCUGGUACACCUGCUCAGUUUGACGGGCGCCUCAAGUGCGGUGAUGAGAUUGUGGCGGUGAACGGAUCCACAACGGUGGGAAUGAACAACUCGUCUCUCAUCCCAAUGCUCAAGCUGCAGAGGAACAAAGUCACGCUGACUGUGGUGUCGUGGCCCGGGAGCCUAGUGUAGAACACACAUGAGCACGUUCACUCUCUAAUCCUUUCUCUCUCUCUCUCUCUUUCUCUCUCUCACACACACACACACACACACACAAUCUGCCCUGUUCAGCUGCAUUCUUGACUGGGCCACUCAUUGACUCUUCCAUAUGUAACUCACUGUUUGGUUACGUUCUUGUUCGGGCUUUUGAUUGGUCAUGUAACACGUGUGUACAUACGAGCCGUCCUGUGUGCAGGUGCCUGUUCGUGUCAGUGUCUGGUGAACUCGCAGGGCAGUGGAACCAGGGUGCAAAGAUAAUGACAAUCGGUGAAGUACUAAAAAAGGCUACGGACGAACUGGAAGGAUUGUGGUUCUUCUUUUCAGACGCCGGUUUUACCCUCUUCUGAAGCUUUAUCUAUAUUUUAGCUUAAAUACGUUGGAUGAUGUUAUGGUUUAGUGGUGACUUGAUUCAAGUGAUUCACAUAAACAGAAUCCAAAGAUGAAAGGUAGAUCUGACAGAACAUGUAGAAAGUUAUGUAU